AUGAAGACCUUCCUGAGGGUUCGGCGGGUAGGGGCGGCUGCCGGGCCCCACUCCCUGAAGGUGGACAGCUCGACGAGGGUUACCGUAACCAAGCCCGCGACGAAAACACGCAACCCGGUCAGCGAGACCUUCGAGAGCGAAAACGUCAUGGAUGAAACAGUGGGACAGGCCAACGUGUACAGCGAAACCACCGCUCAGCUAGUGCAGGGGUUGUUCGAAGGGCGGGACGGAGUAGUCUUCGCGUACGGCGCCACAAACAGUGGGAAGUCCUACAGCAUAUGGGGCCCUGGCGACGAGGCCAACGAAGGCGUCAUCCCUCGCGCGCUCAGGGACGUCUACCAGCGCUUGGCCCGCGAAAAAAAGCUCAGCACCGUCGGCGGCGGUGACGGUGAGACGAGCGAGCCGCGACAACCGCCGCGUGUUAGCCUCCGCGUUCUGGAGGUCUACAACAACAAGGCCUUCUGCUUGCUCCCGAAGGACGGUGGAGAGCGCCGCUGGGUCGACGUGAGCCAGCUGGGGGAUGAGGUGCGCUUCACGGGCCUGGAAGAGUACUUUCCGGCCGACGUCAACGAGGCGCUAAGCCUCACGAGGAAGGUUAGAGGCCGCACGCGCGUCAACCGCACGGACCUCAACGCCACGAGCAGUCGGGCGCACACGGUGUUCAUGGUUCGGCUCCACCGCGACGGCGGUGCUGAGGCUGAUGGUGCCUCCGUUCUCACCAGGACCCGCGGCAGAGGAGGUGCCUUAACAGCUUCAGGCUCGGCAGCGGCGGUCUCGCACACUUCGGAGUUAUUUCUCGUCGACCUCGCCGGUUCGGAACGCCAGCACCGUUCGCAGUCGGACAAAGCGGAGGCCCUCAACAUCAACCUGGACAACAGCGACCUGUUCGCGAAGUUCAAGGAGAUGAAGAACGGCGCCGCUUCCGUCGUCUGCCGCACUCGGACGCUGACGGGCGUCCUGAGGCGAGUGUUCGUCAAGCCGACCGGGACGUCCUCGUCCUCCUCCUCUUCCUCCUCCUCUUCCUCCUCCUCAGGCAUGAGCUGCGUGAUGAUCGUGGCCGUUCAUCCGGCAGCUUCGGAGUACGGAGAAACCCAGAAAGUUCUCAGCAACUUGAGGCUUUCGUCGAAGGUAGUCCGCGUCGACGCGCCGGCGUCCAGAUCGAAUAUGACCGUCGAAUACGGGAUGAACGGCUGGCCGAUUAAACGCCAGAAAACUAGUGCCUCCAACGGCGGCCCCGCUGGAGCGGCGGGUGCGGCAACGAACGGGGGGAAGGGUAAGGGGAAGCUGGCCGUGGUGCCCGCCGCCACUACCGGGAGUGGGCCAUCCAGCAGCUCGACGCACGGUUCCGCGCUGCAGGACGACCAGACAUUGGAGAUUGAGCGGCUGCGCGCGAAAAUCGAGCAGCUAGAGGACGAACGGGCCAGGAUGGAGGAAGAAUGCGCAGGAAAGCUUGAAGAAGCCGAGGAUGAAGCGUUCAGGCUUGGCACAGAAGAGGGCAGCCAAGCUCAGCAGGAGUUGGAAAGAGAGGUGGCUGACCUACUCGAAAAGAUCAGGCGGAUGAAGGAGGAGCGUGAGAGUAGAUCCCCAGUAGGCGGAAAGACUAUGGCGGCGAUGGCUCAAAGCGCAAUGAAGCGGGAGGCUAGGCGCGCAGAGAGCGUGAGGAAGCUGGGAGAAGGCCACCACUAG
Ectocarpus siliculosus is the source of this 1686-nucleotide messenger RNA. The record is from the annotation of a GenBank genome assembly. Lineage: Eukaryota; Phaeophyceae; Ectocarpales; Ectocarpaceae.